Molecule: messenger RNA, 9004 nt
Organism: Bactrocera oleae (olive fruit fly)
Lineage: Eukaryota; Metazoa; Arthropoda; Insecta; Diptera; Tephritidae
Gene: Octbeta3R
Product: Octopamine beta3 receptor
Biological process (GO): adenylate cyclase-activating adrenergic receptor signaling pathway
Cellular component (GO): plasma membrane
Molecular function (GO): octopamine receptor activity
Source: RefSeq, a predicted model, not a curated record
AUUCAGUCGUCAACAGGAUAUCGAACUGAAAGGUUCGCAAAUCACACAUACCAGUGGUGGAAUACGCAAGUGUGAGCUUUAGGUGCACAACGACCAACUAAAACGAGUGAUGGAAAAAUGAACGACAAACACAGUGCAACCCCGCACACCGCCAAGACGUGUCAUAACAGCAGACACUUUAUCAAGCGUAACGAUUAUUAAAGACUUUUAGAAAAACCGAACGAAAAGACGAUAUUGAAAAACGUUUAAACAAAAAGUGAAAGCUCAUCGUCACCGCAUAAACGUGGUGCAGUCAAUUUUGCCGGCAUUAACACGUUGGAGGCACAGCAGCCAGAAGAGGCGGUGAAGCGGGCUGAACUCGAGCGUUGAAACCAAAAAAGAAACUUGAAAGACUUUAAUGUAAAUAAAUACAAAAUAUACUCCAGAGUAGCCGCAUGUGUGAAUAUGUGCGAAGACAAUAUAGAGAAGGUGGUGGAAGUUGUUCGCAGGUGAACAAUAAAUGUCAAGUACGCACACAUACAAAGUGUGCGCUUGCUGUAAACAAUGAAACAAAAGCACUUAAAGUACAUGAGUUUGUAAGUGUGUCAGUGGAAACAUAGUGAAGCACUUAAAGUGGACUAGAAGACAAGAGCAAGUGUGUGUGCUAGGAUGCAAAACUUAGCAGCGUAACGGUGAAUAGGAGAUAUGAUACAACGUCUACAAAGACUGCGGUGAGGUUAGCAAGAAAAUCCUUAGCAGAUUUUUGCUGUCGUUUAAUUAAAAACGGAUAAUCAGUAUUUGACGACGUCGACAAAUGACUUAUUUGCUGAUUUUGCCAUCGACAGAUACAAGAAGCCCAAGAGGUUGAGGAGGUGGGUACACCGAAACUCAGCAGCAGUUAGAGGUGAAUGUUAUUGACGACCGAGACCUUGAUGGCUCACCCGAACGUAAACUGUGUGUAGUUGGACUUGCGAGAUACAAGGUGAUUUUUGAUUGACAGCCCAAGGAAAAGGGUAGUAAAAAUCUGUUGAUCAACACUAUUAUGCUCUAAAGCAAUUAACAGAAGUUACAAUAACAAAAGCAUCAAAACUGGUAGGUGAAGGCGGUUUAGAAACGGUAUGAAGGGUGGAACUGUUGCUGACCAAGCCACCUAGCAACAAAGCUUGCAACGUGGGUGACAAUGACAUUAUUGGACUGUUGGAUGCAGCAACAUUUCGUGAUGACUGCCACCAUAAGGACACUGUUAAAUCUGCAAUUGCAACUGUCACAUCUACUGCAACAGAAAGGGAAAAUAUCAAUGCCGCUGAGACGUGACGCAAUGACCGAAGGGCCAAAAAAUAAAUUGCUGACCCAAAAUCCACUCAAUGUCAUUUUCACUGUUAAAGACAACAACAAAACCAGCAAUUUUCAACUGAAAACAAAAACAACAACUGAAUUCGGCAUAGGCAACAAGCAAAAAGUAAAAAUAUAAAUAGAGAAAACAAAUUAAACCAAAUAAAAGAAAAACCAAACUUAUAAAGCAAAGUUAUCCAGUCAAUUUAAAGCGGAAAAAUUGGAGCGGUAUGGCAAUUAAACCUGCAAUCAAUCGAGGUGUUGAAUACAAAAGUCCAAAAAAAUAUAGAAAUUACAAAAACAGCUAUAAAAACUACAAUAUACUUAAUAAAAACGCCCACAAUUCUACCACCAACGCAGUCACAAGCCAAAAACCAUACUAUCACUGACAGUUUCAACCACAAAGCCAACAGUAAAGGCGAAACUGAAGCGUUAGCACGAGGAAUCAACGGCCUAUGACAGACGCACAAUGUGCACGAACGUUGCAGCUAAGCCAGCAGACAGCAACAGCAGCAAAGGUGACAACAAAGAGAUCAACAACAACAUCCACCAUAUCUACAGCGGCAACCGACGCAAUAGCGUAGCGACCACAAUCGCAGCAAGCUUAGCCGUCAUCACCUACCUCGGACACCCGGCUGCAUCGCAAGAAUUCACAGUCCCAACAACGGCUAGUGCAGCGUCCACCCACCAGCAAUCUCGUAAUAUCAGCGAUUACGCGACGACUGAAGCAUCAGCAACAACAGCGAUUGCAGCUGCAGCUUAUACAGUAAUCGCGGAGAGUUUCGAUUCAAUAUCAGCUGCAACAACAACAAAGCCAGAGUCCCCCAGCACCCCUGCCGACAUACACGCAUCUUCGUCUACUACCGUCAAAAGAAACGCGAUAUCUAGCAGUGCCAAUGCCUAUGUGCCUGCUGCAACGGCAACAUCAACUGCGACUUUGCUGGCCACCACCAUCGGCGAAGCAGAAUCGACUUUCAACGCAUUGAUGUUCAACGACUCAUUCACAGAAAGUUACAAUGGCAGCCUCUAUGCCAGCAACAAAACCAGUGACAACGUCAACUUAACGGUACUCAACAUCACCGAUAUCGUUUCGCAAAACAACAGAGAUAAAUGGUUAAGUCUAUCGAUAUUCAUUGUGAAAGGCUUCAUAUUCGCUCUGAUUAUUUCGGCAGCGGUGCUGGGCAAUGCCUUGGUCAUCAUUUCAGUGCGCCGCAAUCGGAAAUUACGCGUUAUCACGAAUUAUUUCGUCGUCUCUUUGGCCAUGGCAGACAUGUUGGUGGCGUUGUGUGCGAUGACAUUUAAUGCGACGGUGGAGCUCUCCGACGGCAAGUGGAUGUUCGGCCGGUUCAUGUGCAAUGUGUACAACAGCCUGGAUGUAUACUUUUCCACGGCGAGUAUUUUGCAUUUGUGCUGUAUCUCCGUUGAUCGAUAUUUCGCCAUCGUCCGCCCACUCGAGUAUCCACUGUACAUGACAACUCAUACUGUUUACUUUAUGCUCGCUAAUGUAUGGAUACUCCCAGCGCUUAUAUCGUUCACCCCCAUCUUUCUGGGUUGGUAUACGACAGCUGAACACCAGCGAGAAAUCUCAUUGCAUCCGGAUCAGUGUUCAUUUGUGGUCAACAAGGCGUACGCAAUCAUUUCGAGUUCAGUCAGCUUCUGGAUACCGGGCAUCGUGAUGCUCUGCAUGUAUUGGCGCAUCUACAAAGAAGCGGUGCGACAAAGGAAAGCUUUAAGUCGCACGAGUUCGAAUAUUCUGUUGAACAGUGUACACAUGGGUCACACGCAAUCGACCAACCUCAAUUAUUUGCACCCAAGCGAUUGCGAACUAAGCGCUACGAUAGCGCGUGAGGAGACACAUAGCGCGAUCAGCAAUUUAGAGGAUAUACUGCCACAAACAACAGAUGAAGACGAUGAAAAAGAUGACUGUGAUGAAUUGCGAGUGCCAGCUCCGCCGCGUCGUCUCAGCCGCAGUAGCAUCGAUUUGCGGGACUUGGAGCAAGAACGUUACGAGAGAGUCACGCACACCGAUAGCGCUCCAUCAAUGAUCGCACUACAUCAUGCUGCACAACAACAACAACAAAAUGAUGAGGACACGGCUCUUAAUCCUCAUAUUUGGACAGAAGGUUUAGGAGAGCUACAGCAAUCCGUUUGCAUAACGAAACGAUCCGCCUCUCCAAUUAAUUCUAGUCAAAAUUCGCCGAAGCAAUCCCCCAGCCAACGACAAAGCUAUAGCAGUAAGCAAUCUCUGCAGAUGAGACAGAAAUUGUUGGAUUCAGAGGAAUACCAACAGGUAUUUGGCAUGAUGAGCGAUGAUAGUGAGACCACUGACUAUUACGACAAUAUAAUACAUUUAAGAGUGAAGCAACAGCAGUUACAGGCCCCAGCAACAUGCUUGCCAAUCGCAGAGGAUAAUAAAGAACUAAAGCGCCUCAUCGAAGACAGUUAUUUGUAUUUUAAGAAGCAAACGAAUAUGCAGGCUGAUACUGAGCCAAGUGAGCAACAAGAGACUGCUAAAAAUCGUAAAUUCCCGGCGCAUAGCGAAAGUGAUUUUAUCAAGAUGAAAAACGGUCGCAAUCGCAGUCGUAGUAGUGGCAGCAAUGAAGGUAACGCCAAAAAACCGUGUGCCCUAAGCGAUUCUGAGUUCCUCAAGUCAUUGGCUGACUCCACAAGCAAGCGAAAACAACUGGAAUCACUUACAGAAGGUGUUGUGAAAGAAGAUAAGGACAAAGUAAAAGACAAGGGCUUUACAUUUAAAGGUUUGUUAGCAAAAACGAAACGGUCGAGCACGGAAUGUUUUUCUAUCGAAAAGAAACGCCACCAGGCCACCUCUGAAGAGAUACGCAGCAAUCGUGCACAACUAUUUCGACGGUCACGCAAUCGCAAGCUGUCACAUAGUUACAACGGAGCUAUGAACCCUAGGCAGGAGAUGCGUGCGCGCCAACACAGUGAUACUGACUCAGAGGCCGGUUUCAUCUAUUAUUCGUACAAUAUGGGAGACAGUCAGGAGAGUUCGGCUACACGCUACAACACUCCUGACAUUUUACUCGAUAUCAAUGUGUUAAACGAACAAACGGAUGACUCUAUAAAAGACAAUAUUUCAAUUCGAACCCACGAAUUCGAGAUAACUACAUCUCCAUACGGACACAAUAGCUCUGUGCAACUAAUUGACUUAAGAGAUUCUCACGAAGUAGCUUAUAGCGGCUCAGACGACUUCUCACAAUACACCGACUGUCUUACUGAGUCCCCACAUAUACCAGCUACACCGCCACCAUCGCUAUCGCCCUCCUCAUUAACCGAAGUUCCUGAACAACCCAUUAAAUGCGCCAUUGAACUGCCGGAGAAAAGCAAUAUUCUCAUUACCUCGCGCACCGACCUGGUCGAGCUCUUCCGCUCUCUAAGUUUUCCCAUUGCGGAGCUAGGGACUACCACCAUCGAUUCGCCACACCGUAAGUUCCUUUCGUCGUCCAACUCUACCGAAUCUAAGUCAGGAAAGUCAGUAAAUCAGAUUAAACAGCGACUCAGCACACUCAGUGAUCAAGUUUUAGUGACAAAGAAUAGCACCAACUUUCUCAUAUCCCCACCGACAACACCAAACUUCACUUCCGCACAAAAUUUACCAACAACAAAGGCGAAUGCCUUCCCAAGCGCGCUGAGUAACACAGUAAACGUCUACUUUCUCUCACCACCACCAACAGCAACUUUGCAACCAUUCCCGAACAACUCACCAACAAGCAAUCCAUUCACCAGUGGCUCUACCACAUUAUCCUUGGACGUACUCACCUCAUUGUCAAUGCCGACGUCUCAGAGUCAACAAGCCUUGGCCGUGCACGCAGCACCAACACCAGUGUCGCAAUGCAAGUCGCCAAAACCAGAAAUUAUACUAGACUCUACACUCUCUCCCACUUCAUUGCACAGUGGCAGUAAUGGCGACAUCGACGUUGGUGAUGGUGGUCUACUCACCAGCGAUGAAAAAGACUUGACUUCACCGUUAUUCAAACGUCACGACAGCGAGCCAGAAACAACAUCCACAACAAUACGUCAUCGCCCCAGCAUACUAGCAGGAGGCGGAGCUUAUAACGACAGCAACGGUCAAUCGAUACGCAAACGUCAGGCCUCGGUGGUGACGUAUGAUGUCAAUGUCAUUAAUUUUUCACAGGACACUAGCGAUAGCCGUAGCUACAUACCAAUGGGUCGAGUAUCGACCAGCUCAGCAAAGCCAGGGCCAACAGAAGUCGAUUUCUCGCAAAAGUCGUCUCUCAAACGACGCGGUGGAAUCUGCAUAUUUGUCGAUGAGGAAGAGGCUAUUAAUAUGAUUGAACAAAAGACUGGUAGUGGCAACCAAGCCAAGUGCAUCACCUUCGAUACUGUGAACGUCGGCUACGAGAGCACCGAUAUGGCCAACGUGAAAGUCAAUAAGGCGGUCGUUAAGUGCCAAUUAUGCGGCGCCAAUACGAGGCCGCAAUUGCUUUUACCCAUUCCCGGCGGUCAGGGACAGGGUCACAGUCGAAGCGACAAACGUUUUUGGCACACGAAUCGUUGGUGGCACAAACGCAAGAACCGCCAGCGAAGGUCGGAGGAAUGCCAGUGCGGCGCUACCGGCGGUUCGGUGCGACCGACGAAAGGCUGGAAGGCUGAACACAAAGCUGCGCGUACUUUGGGUAUCAUAAUGGGUGUGUUUCUGCUCUGCUGGCUGCCUUUCUUCCUGUGGUAUGUAAUAACUUCUCUGUGCGGUGCGGCCUGCCCUUGUCCGGAUGUGGUCGUCGUGGUGCUUUUUUGGAUCGGCUACUUCAACUCCACCCUUAACCCUCUGAUCUACGCCUAUUUCAACCGAGACUUUCGCGAAGCUUUCCGCAAUACACUGGAAUGUGUGAUUCCAUGUUUGCGCAAACGCAACCCCUACGACGCCUACUAUGUGUAGUACGACAAGGUGGGGAGUGCUCAUGCAAAAAUGUAGUAAGUUUGUGUUCCUCAUCCAUGAUACACCACUUGCACACAGGCAUAGGCAGCAUGUGUACCAUGGCAAAUAUGUAAUAUAAUAUUAGCAGCUCGUGCUUCUUUCUACCAUACUCAGCAAACAAGAGCACUUCAAACAGUUUAUGUGAUAUGAAUUUGUAAGUUAAAGUUAGCAAAAAGGUUAUUAUGUAUAAUUUUAUGUACACACAUUCUGAAUAAUAGACUACUGGACGUUGAAUAUUAUGUAUGUACUUAAAUAUAUUUAGAAAUUAUGUAUUUGAACUUGAGCAAACAUGUGCGCUCGCAUGCGUAGAUAGAAUCACCUCAUAACACUUAGUAACAGAUAAAUUUUGAAUUUAGUAUUAAAAUGUGCAUAUGCGUUAAAUUGAUGUAUUGUACAAAUACAUACGUAGUUAUCAGAAGUGCUAGUUAAAUAGAUAUGUAGUAAAAAAGCAAUACUUGUAUAAAUUAUCCAAACGGAUCUUGUUCAAAAGUCGUAUGUAAUAUUUAUUAUGAACAUGGGCUUAGUUAUAAAAAUACAGUUUAUUUGAUAUGUAUGAAAAUAGAAAACUAUGUUUGGUUAAAUGAAACAUGAGAAUAGAUCUGCAAAGAGAAAUGCGAUGGUAUGUUGAUUAAUGUGCGUUCCUCAUUCGUUUAGUAAAACUAAAUCUACAAAGCGGAAGCUUCACUGGUUUCACCCGAACAUAGAAUAAAGGGGUUUCCCACUAUUCUCAAAUAACUGCUAUCGUCGGCAAUUCUAACAUUUUUAAAAGUUUUCCAUACUGAUUCCAUGAACUAUUUUGCAACAUAUGCAUAUUCUCCCAAAUAUUCUGCAAAAGAGUUCUCAGUGCAAAAUGUAGAGAUUUUUCGUGCUGCUGUGACCAAGUAAGCAAGUUAACUUACUUGCAAUUAUAUUCCUUUCCAAUGAUUUAGAACUCUAUUUACGCAGAAACCUUAUAAGUAUAAAAGUACAAUACUAAAGAAUCCAUUAGAUAAAAAUAAAAAUUUUGAAAUCGACUUAGCUCGUUAAGCCUUCAUAAAAAUUCUAUAACUACAUUGACAUCAGUUAAAAAUGUUUAAUUUACUGCCGUUCAGAAAUGAAUUGGCCGAUUGACGCAGUAGAUGGGAUAGACAGCCAACGCAGUGGAACACGCUUUGGAGAUAUUAGCAAAUACGGGUAUUUUGUAAUCCCUCUUACCUACGCACACAAAUAAUUUAGGAGCCCUGCUGUGAAAUGAACUAGUUGAUAACUAUCUAACUGCCUAAUAAGAACCACAAGUCCUGCUAAUGUCGCUUGUCACACAAGCAACUGGAAGUUUUUAAAUUCAAAUUCUAAAUAUUUAAAAACACGGUAUUCCAUUUGUAUCACAAAUAGCUUUAUGAUAAAAUUUAUCAGGUUGAUUUAUUGAUUGCCUUAAAUGAACUUAAACUAGAAUAUACCAUACCUUGCUGUAGAAGUACUAAUUUUUGUGGCUGAAAGUUUUAUUUAAUUUUACUUUAUUUUUAGUUGUGUUAAAUCAUUUAUGUCAAAACAUGUUAUUAAUAAAUUGUUUUAUAAGUGAAAAAAUCCAUUUAUCUCGGACAAGGUCAUGUUCGAUUCGUUUUAUUUUUUUAACUAGUUCGAUACUUCACGGCGGGGAUGUUGAGGACACAGGUCGUAGGAAUUGUACAAAUAGUAGAUCUACAGGAUGUUGGUAGUUAAAUAUUAAAUGUAUUAUACAGAGUUACAAAAUAAAGUAUUAAAUGUCCUGCAAUGAGCUGAUGGCAUAUUGUAAAACUAAAGUUGCAUAUAAAUAUUUAAGUGGAUGUGUUAGAAUAUUACUGUUUACAUGUGUUUCGAUAUAUCUACUAUAUAAAUAAAUACGAUCAGAUAGACCAAACAAUUAUUUAUAUCAAUAAUUAAGCAAAAUAAAAGUAUUUAGUAAUUGCGGCAGAGAAGAAACGAAAUCGAUUGCGAAAUUAAAUAUUAUUUUGAUGUAAAUUUAAGUUAUGAGUAAGCCUGCUUAACGUAGAAAACAUUUAGAUACUCAAUUGUCGAGUAUCUUAAAAAAUCAAGCAUAAAGACAAUCCUCAAGAUGGAAAAAAAUACUGAUGAGGUUAUAUUGAAUAAUUUAAUGUGAAUAAGUGUGUGUGCGAAUGUGUUUAACUAGCUGACGUAAGGAGACAAUGGCGAGAAGCAAAAAUUAUUGGUUCCCGCGUUUAACGAAGAAUAGCUGACUUACUUUUUCAAUCCUUGACAUUUCAUAAAUUAUCAUAACCUAAUUUUGACUUAACUUAACUUAAUAAAAAGUGCGAAAUUCGUAAUCGUACAGCCGGAAAUCUCAUUACAACGUAAAACGUACAUAAAUAUGCUCGAACAUACAAACUUAAAUGUUGAAUUUCGGUUUGUACUACAUUUUGAAAUACACACUACUUUUUGUGAUAUUUAUAGAUUAAUUUAUGAAAGUAUUAUAUUGAAAUUCCAGUAUAUGGACAAGCUUAUAUGAAUGGUAAUCGAAAGAACUAUGCUAAAAGAAACUAUAAACAUAACUAUAUAUACUGCUUGAUGAACUCAAUUAACAACCGACAUUUUGAUAUGUACAAAAAAGUGAAAAAUGUUGCAAUUUGUUGAAACAUAAAUGUUUUUUUUUUAAAACAACCCAAGAGCAGCUAAUAAAAAAUAUUUUGAACGAAAAAAUACGUGUUUUUGGGGUGAAUUAAGAGUUUAUUUUUGAGCAACCCUGCAAUUCUGUCUUCAACU